GCAUAACGAAAACUGCUUUUAAAAACCAAUAAUCUGACCGAAAAUGAUCCAGAUGAAAUCCGAGAAUGCUGAUAAGCAGCAAAUAACGAUGAAUAAAGCUGAGGGAGUAGUCGAUAGCGUAAGUAAUGGAACAACGAAUUCAACGGCGGCAUCAGGAAGAAAAAAACGUUCUGCAGAGCAAUCAAUCAAAACAUCGUCUCGUAAGCGCCGCAAAGGAUCUACCAACAAUCAGCAGGAUCCACAACCAAAAAAUGCAGUCGCUAUACUAAACGAGUUGAAGAAAAAUCUAGUGUAUGAGCUUGAGUCACAAGAAGGACCUUAUCAUGCACCUGUAUUUACCAUGUCUGUUUUGGUCGAUGGACAAAAAUACAUUGGACAGGGAAAGUCAAAGAAGCUCGCACGAAUCGACGCAGCAACGUGUGCAUUGAGAGAUUUCAUUCAGUUUAAAGACCAACAAAUAAAGAAUGGUGUGAUUGGAAUGAUGUGCGGACGAGUUGUGCAGCAAGCUGCCAAUACAAAUAAUGCUUUAAAUAACAAUUAUGAUUAUGAUUUCACAAGCGACGAUCAUAUUGAAAAUACCGGUAUAUUGAAUUCCAAUAACUCAAACAUUAAAAAAGAUAAUGACACAGUCAAUUCAAUUAUUAAUAAUAAUAAUAAUAAUAAUCAAAACCACACACUAGAGGAUGAAAAUUUAGUUAAAAAAAUUCAACAAAGUUUAGAAUGUUUCAAAAAAUCCAAAACAGAAAACAUUGCAUGGGUCAAUCGACUUCAAAAAAUCACUAAAUCGAUAGUAACAGCGAAUAGUCAGAAUAAAAUAACAACCGAAAAAGGACCAGUAAUGCUCCUUUAUGAGUUAUUUACGGAUAUCACUUUUAAUUGUACUCAGACAGUCGGGCCACAGCAUGCUAAAUUCAAGACUAUUGUUACUGUUAAUGGAUGCCAACAAUUUGAAGGAACUGGUCCAUCAAAGAAGCUAUCGAAGAAUGCAGCAGCGAAAGCCGCUCUUGCCUCACUGUGCAAUAUAUCCUUCAGUCCUCUUAAUCAGAAAGGAAUUUUGUUGCCAGGAAGCAACGUUAAUGGAGAUUCCAACGACAGUAUGAGUAAUGAUGGCAAAAGUAAUCACAAUAAUGUUGAAUUGCCUCAAACAUUUGCUGAUGUUAUUGGACGACUGGUAUCGUCGAAGUACGAAGAGUUGAUGAUUGGAAAUGAAGUUUAUGCUCGUCGUAAGGUUUUGGCUGGUAUCGUUUUAACCAUUGGCAGUGAUAUUAAGACAGCUAGAGUUAUAUCUGUCACAACUGGCACAAAAUGCAUUAGUGGAGAAUACAUUAGCGAACAUGGACUUGCUGUAAAUGACUCGCACGCAGAAAUCGUCGCUCGAAGAUGCUUCAUGACAUUUGUUUACGAUCAACUCGAAUUACAUACAAAACCUGAAAUGGCCAAAGAUUCUGUUUUCGAAAAGCCAUUAGAUGGCAAUUAUUUAUACCGAUUGAAAGACAAUAUACAAGUUCACUUAUAUAUAAAUACAGCACCAUGUGGCGACGCGAGGGUUUUUUCGCCCCACGAAAAUGAUCAAGCUCUUGAUAAACAUCCAAACAGGAAGGCACGUGGACAAUUGCGAACGAAAGUUGAGUCGGGUGAAGGCACAAUUCCCGUAAAAAAUUGUGAUUCAAUUCAAUGCUGGGAUGGAAUAUUGAAUGUAAAUUUGGAACUAAAUUUUUUAUCAUUCAGUACAUAAACAACACAAGAAAAAAUUAAUUUCUAAUGAUUUAAAUUCACUUGUUCUAUUCCAAAUGAAUUAGGGUCAACGUCUUCUGACAAUGUCAUGUUCAGAUAAAAUUGCACGAUGGAAUGUAUUGGGAUUGCAGGGUGCUUUACUCUCGUCUAUCGUACAACCUAUUUAUCUGCAUAGCAUUGUUUUGGGAUCUUUGCUUCAUCCGAAUCACAUGUACAGAGCAAUUGCUGGACGAUUAGAGAAAUCUAUCAAGGGAUUACCACCGCCUUAUCGUUUAAAUAUUCCAAAAUUAGCACUUGUUACUUCUUCUGAGGCUCGUUGCCAAUUAAAACCCCCAAAUUAUAGCAUUAAUUGGACCAUUGGACAAAGUCAGAUUGAAAUAAUUAACUCGUUUACGGGAAAGACGGUGUGCAACAAAUACAGCCGGCUCACAAAACAAAACAUGUUUCAUCGUUUUUCACGAAUUGUUAGUCAAUUGCCAAAUGUUUCAAAUCGUUCAAUUUGUAAAGACUAUGGAGAUGAAAAAGGAUUAGUUUAUGAUUAUCAGCAAGCAAAACGCGAACUGAUCGCAGCAUUUCAACGAGAAGAGUUGGGUAAUUGGUUGAAAAAGCCAAUUGAACAAGAUCAAUUUCCAUUGAUCUUAAACGAGAAAUGACUAAUUUUUAUCGAUAAUUUGCACAUUCUUGUUACUUAUCUCUUCUUUAUGAUCUUGAGCAACAAAAAAAUCCGAAACUUUAACAACAUCAACUACAAAAACAACAACAACAACCAAAUUAUUGUUAAUAAGCACAAUAAGAAUUUUACGAUUUUUAUUAGACAUUUUCUUUCCUCUUUAAUGCUCUUAACAAAAACAAGUAAUUGUAACAAUAAUGAUGAUGAUACUUAUACUUCUCGCAUAAAAUUAGCUUUAUCAAGUUAUUUAUUAGAAUAGAUUAAAAUGCAAAAAAAAUGUGAAGCAAAAAUUUUCAGUGUACAUCAACGUUGAUUGUAUCACAGUGGCCUAGAGUUCGAGUCUCUAAAGUUAAAAAAAUGAAAAAGGGAAAAAAAUUUGUUGUUAUUAUGUAGUUUGAAAGAAAAAAGGAUGACGCGUGGGUCGGGUUGGAUGAUUGGAUGAAAAAAAUACUAACAAAUGUGAUUCUUUAAGUGCGUAUUUUAGGAAUCUUUACUUAAAAACUUUAACGAUGAAUACACGAAGAUGGCAAUUUUUAGCUGUUAAUAUUUUUCCAUUUUUCAUUAUGUUUUUCAUGAUACUUGACUUUACUAAUAUUAAAUUAAAAAACCAAAAAAAAAAAGUAUCGUUGAUAGUAGAUAGAUGAUAGCAAUAAUGUGUAUAGCGAUAUUAUUAUUAUUAAAAAUGAUGAAAACUUCUUUUGUUUUGACUUUUUGGAACAAAAAAAAAAAAUGUGCAAAAUCAAAAUUUGUCAAUUUUUGAAUAUAGAAGAAAAAAAAAAUUAAUAAUGAAUUCAAAUUGAAUUAAAGGUUUUCUGUGAUACAAUUAAUAAACAGAUGACGAGGAUAAAAAAGAAGAUAUUUGAAACCUGAAAAAGACAGCUUCCAUUAUUAGACUUUAGGAUUAUAAAAUGAAGUAAAAAAAAAAACUUUUAAUCUCUCCAUAUAAACCAAUAUUAUAAAAUUUUUGAAAUUUACAAUUUUUAUGAAUUUUAAUCCAUUCUUUAAAUAAUUUUAAAAAGCUAUAAUAUUUUAUGCUCCGUAUAAACAAUAGAAAAUUACAUUUAAAAACAAUUAAAUUCUUACAUUACAUCUUAUAAAGUGUAUUCAACAUAGAUCUCUUUCUCUCUUUCUAUAUUAUAUUAUAUUAUAUCAUAAAAAAAAUAUUUUUUAGUUCCUUAUUUCUUAGCGAAUUUCAUUCGUGAAGAUUCAUUCAAUAUUUUUGUAAUUUCUCAUUACGUUUUAUUUUUAAUAAUUUUUUAUGUCAUAAUUUAUGUUGUAUUCAUUAAGUUCCAAUGGGUGCGAUUAAGCUGAUGCAGCUUUAUCCUGAACUAGCUUAGUUAUUGAAAACAUUAAAGGAUUCGGAACUUGAUCAAGCUUUAAAGCUCAUUUCCAACAGUAUUUCUUAAAGCUAAUUUGAUUCUCGGAUCAUGUUCGAACUGUUCUAGCUGCUGAUGUGACGAACAACUCUGCUGAUGUGACUUUAAUAGUUCAUUAGAGGAACGUGGCAUAUUGAAUGUUUGGAGCAACACUAAGGGGCAGUUCAUUUAUAACGUCUGUCAUAAAACAUGAUUUUAAGACCCCCUUCCUUCUCUGUCACAAACCUGUCACAGAUGUCAAUCUCCUCUGUAUUUCAUAAUUGAGGAUAUCUUUAGUCUAAAGCUAGAUCUCAUGAACAGCUUGAAUUUAAGUCUUGAUGAAAUAAAAUUAAUCUCAAACAGCACUCAUUGGAACAAACCAAGUGAAACUUUAUUCCCCGUACUUUUGUAUAUUUUUGCACUACCUCGUUAAAAAUCAGUUUAAGUUCUGAAUUGAUUUUGAAUCGCAUGAUGUAUUAAUAUGUACAAAUCCUAAAUAUAAUUUAUGCAACAUAUGCUUUAUUUUCUUAUGUGAGGAUUUAAAAAUCCUCAUGACUUACAACCCUCGAAUUGAGAAUUUAUAAAAAUUUUGAAUGACUUUAUGAAAUUUCAUAGUAAUUUAUUUAAGAAUUAUGAAUUUAAGAAAACGAAAAAAAUUUUAUCAACAAUUUUACAAAAAAAAAAAGUCUAGAGAAAAUUUUUCUGAUGGAAAAUUUGAUAGUUCCUUUAUUGAUCAUAAAAACUUAAAGUAAUACUUACAAUUUUAUCUCUUUUUAAGAAGUAAAAGUGGCCCUACCGAGAUAUUAUCACUAUAAUCAAAUGAAUUCCUUAAUUACUCAGAAAAAAAAGUAAUAAUUAAUUAGCUUCGACUUGUGGUAAGAUGAGUUUGUGAUGUAAUUUACUUUUCGGUUAAGAUACUCAAAUUAGAAUUGAUUUUUAACGGAUGUAUUGGAUUUAAAUAAAUAACGGUUUAUUUUGAUUUGAAAUAAUCUAGUUCAUCAAGAUUGUUUGAAAUAAUCUAGUUCAUCAAAAUUGUGUCUUGGCUUAAAUAAACUUUUUCAAAUAAUUCCGUUAAAAAUGGGUUUCAAAGUCCAAGUUUGAAUCUGGUACACUAGAUAUUUAAACAUAGACAUAAAUCUAGUACUUUUUAUUUAAAAAGACAUGGUCCUGACCAGAUUUUCAAGGAUAUUCAAAUAGGCAAAAACAGCUCAUAGCAUACUAAAGUAUCUACAAACCAUAAAUUGUUCAAAAGACCAGAUUGAUAUUAUAAAACCUUAAAAAGAAAUAAGUUACAAAAGAUUUAAUGCUCAAAUCUUAAAUUUGUGUUAAUAAGUUUGUGUCGUGGUUUUCCUUUCUAAUAUUAAGUUUAAACCAUUUUGACUGAAAAAAAAUUAAAUUUUGUGAUUCUAUAAUCUAGUCAUUUUUGUGUCAUAAUUUAAAUGAUUCUAAAACCAAAAAUUCUGACCAUAAAGUUCAUAAGUAAAAUUUAACUAAAUUAUUUUAAAUUUAUUAACCAGUCACAAGCAUAUUAACAGAUUAAACGAACUCAAUUUGUAGCUACGAGCAGCUCUCCAUCAAACUCAUUUAAACAAGUCGAUAUUACUUAAAUAAAGGAGAAACAAAAAAGAUUCUUUAGAUUAGUAAAUUUUACUAUAUUUAACUUUUUCUCUCUUCUAUCUUUCACAUGCAUUUAUCCCCCCUAUAAUCAAAGUUUAAUAAUGAGAAAAUCAAAGAUGAAAUAAUAAAAAAAACCUACUUUUUGCUCAAAUAGUCAUUUUGCGAAUUGUAGAAUGAUGAAAUGUAAAAUUCUCGAAAUAAUAAAUAAAAAAAUUUCUCUUUUCUCAGACAAAAAAAUACGAAUAAAAUAAAACUUAAAAAAAUGAAGAUCUAAAGAAAUUUUUUGAAAAAUUUCAAACAUAAUUUGUUGUUUGAUAUAAAAAAUGAAAUUAAUUAAAUAAAAAAAUUUUAACUUUUGAUGACGAUAAAAAAUAUAUAGAAAGAUCAUAAAAAAAAGUUGUUCACAAAUGAUGUUUAUUAAAAAUUAGAAUCCUAGUUCUAAUCAAAUUUUGUCAUAAGUGGCAGUUUAUUUUCAAAUUUUUAGAUCCUAACCUCCGUACUACUAAUUCACUCCUAUGUGACACCAAAUUUAAGUUCAAAAAUUUUGAAAUCCGUUAAAAUCAAUUUAAUUUUUUUGCUGAUUUGUUGAACGAAAAUUUUCAGUCAACAAACCCUAAAACUCUACAUCACAGCCUUCAAUUUCUUCCCAAGAGAUAGACGGCAUUUGUGAACAACUCAAUUAAGAAAACUAAUCGUUUAAUGAUUCUCAAAAUUGUACUAAUUAUAAAAAAAUUAUAAUUUCAUGGAAAUUUCGGUAAUGUUCUUGUAGUUCGAAGGCAUUUAGUCAAGAAUAGAACAAAUCUCUUCCACGAAAUCGUAGCGCUCAACUAAUACAAUUUUUAAAAUCAUUGAAAUUGACAAGAAUGAGGAAAAAAACACAAAAUUAGGUUUCAGGUUGUGAUAGCGUUACACUUAAAUGAUAUGUAUGAACAUAAAAAAAGCGUUAAACGAUUUUAAAAAACCUAAGACAAAAAAAAAAUAAUUAAAUAAAUUAAAAUUAAGAAUGGAAUCUCAUUGGCGAUGUCCUUAGAAACUUUUUUGAAUGACUUAAAUGAAACCUGUUUUUUUGAAUUGGACUUUUUAAAAAAAAGGAUUGGAAAAUCGCUUUAUUCUUCAUUAGAAGAAAUGGAAGUGAACUUUAUUGACGAAUAAUUAUUUGCACUUAUGUAUUAUGUCUUCAGAAUUUUAUUAAAUGAAAAAAUGAUGAAACGUACAUGAAAAAAAUUUAAGGAUUAAUAAAUUUAAAAGAUGAAG
Molecule: messenger RNA, 6630 nt
Organism: Chironomus riparius
Lineage: Eukaryota; Metazoa; Arthropoda; Insecta; Diptera; Chironomidae
Source: the annotation of a GenBank genome assembly